Verruconis gallopava is the source of this 1069-nucleotide messenger RNA. RefSeq lists its product as uncharacterized. Lineage: Eukaryota; Fungi; Ascomycota; Dothideomycetes; Venturiales; Sympoventuriaceae. The record is from RefSeq and is a predicted model, not a curated record. The transcript is spliced from 2 exons. Bases 83 to 940 code for a protein of 285 amino acids.
AAAGUCCACAUAGCAACACCGAAGCGCAAGCUGUCAACAUCCGCGAACAAACGCCAAAUCUUGCUCCAACCAACGAGGCGAUAUGGACGCACUCCGCAGCGCUCUCCAGCCGAUCACACACAAUCUGCCCACCCCCAUCUAUCAACUGGGCAAUAAUCUUCUUGGUCCCGUGUGCUACAAACAUCUUGUGCUGGACAUCGACCCAAUAAAUUACCCGGACUGCCUCAAAUUGGCCAUCUCCAAAGGCCUGGGAAUUGGGAUCAUCGGCGCCUCUGCGGUUGUAAAAGUCCCACAGCUGCUUAAGUUGAUCAACUCGCAAUCCGCUGCCGGCGUUUCCUUCCUGUCGUACCUGCUCGAGACGUCCUCCUUUCUCAUCACAUUUGCGUACAACGUACGCCAGGGAAACCCUUUCAGCACCUUUGGCGAGAGCGCGCUCAUUGCGUUGCAGAAUGUGGUGAUAUCUACACUCGUUCUUCAUUACAGUGGCAAGGAUUCAGCGGCCGCGGUGUUUGUGGCCGGCCUUGCGGGCGCGCUGUUUGCCAUGUUUAAGCCGGAGAUUGUGGACAACAAGCUUUUGAGCACUUUGCAGGCUGGUGCGGGCGUGUUGGGCGUGGGCAGUAAGAUCCCCCAAAUCCUGGCUAUUUACCAUGAGGGUGGCACUGGACAGUUGAGUGCCUUCGCAGUCUUCAACUACCUCGCGGGCUCUCUCUCGCGCAUCUUCACCACACUUCAGGAGGUUGAUGAUCCGCUUAUACUGUACGGCUUCAUCGCAGGCUUCACGCUUAAUCUUGUGUUAGCGGCUCAAAUGCUCUACUAUUGGAACGCGCCACCGAGCAAGACGGAUGCGCCUCAGGAUAAAGUAAUCGGUAAAAAGGGCGUGCCAGUCGCUACAACGACUGGCGCUCAGCAUAAGGGCCCGACCACGCGAAGGCGUGGUUAGAACCCUCAAUAGACAAAUUUGUUUAGUAGUCGUAAUUCAAUUCUCUGUCGUACCUUCAAUUUGAUUUCGUGGGUAUCUUCCAUGAUCUGGAUUCGAAGCAGUUCGAGCUAUGAGACGUUUCCUUCGUUG